Drosophila santomea is the source of this 822-nucleotide messenger RNA. RefSeq lists its product as uncharacterized. The transcript has 2 exons. Lineage: Eukaryota; Metazoa; Arthropoda; Insecta; Diptera; Drosophilidae. Bases 379 to 735 code for a protein of 118 amino acids. The record is from RefSeq and is a predicted model, not a curated record.
CAAGUCAGCAACAACAGCAGCAGCAAGACCAGAAUCAGUUGAGGAGGAGGCCUGGUGGUGUGCUGAACAUUUCGCCGCCCACACCCACCAUUUCUGUAGGCCUGUAUGACCCUGAGCCCAACGCCGGCAUGGCAAAUCCGGUCUUCCUGAGGAGGCGGGGCUCUAGUGUGAGGCGCGCUUUUGCCCCAAAAGCAACAACGACAGCGGCAGUAGGGUCGGCGCCCCCUGCGUGACCGAGUCCAUCUUAGCAAUCGGUCCUUUUGGCGGUGUUAUGCCGACGCGGCGGUCGCGCUUAUGAGGACUGCCUGCAAUGCUUGGCCAUGAGACGGCGUCAUCAGCAACAUUUCAAUCACGCUCAGCUGGUUGACCGGGGGCAACAUGCUUGCCAUGCAGCAACAAUGGUGCAUGCAGUCCAGCAUGCAGCAACAACAACAAUAUUGGCAGCAGCAGCAUAAUGUUUCGCAGCAGAUUCCAUCUGGCAACUUCCGACGACCAGACUCCUCGCUUGGCCCCUGGAGACUCGCUCUGGACAACCGGCGCCUUCAUGCAGAUGACGCUGGACUGCGGCGAUUUUUUCCCUCCAGCCACAGAUGGGAAGCUCACAUCAUGGCAUAUAUGCGGCAUCGUGCUAAUCAGCUCCCCCAUGCUGAGCGAGAUCUUGAUGCGGCGAUGCACUCACUAGCGAGCAGCGGGAACAGCAUACAGCGUCAGCAACAGCAGGAAGAGACUUUGUAGCAGAAGCCUUUCGGCAUUCUCCGACGACCCGACUCCUCGUUCGGGGUCAGGCAAAUUGUACUGGACCGACAAAUUUUCCCGGCGUUU